AUGCAGACAUCUCGUAAAAGUCCACUUUUCUAUCGGUUUGCAUACAGAUACCCGCGGUGGCUUAGAUCUCAUAAUCUUCAACCACUAUCAACUGCUCCGACGAGGGAUAAACGAAUUGACGUCAAUAGUGCUAUAGCAAUGGAAAAAGAAAUAAUUCGGACAGUCCGACAACCAGAAUUACGGUGCAAUAUUCAAGAUGUUUCUGCGGAAUAUUUUUCAUCACGUAUCAGACUUAUGUUGUGA
Schistosoma mattheei is the source of this 243-nucleotide messenger RNA. Lineage: Eukaryota; Metazoa; Platyhelminthes; Trematoda; Strigeidida; Schistosomatidae. The record is from the annotation of a GenBank genome assembly.